Musa acuminata subsp. malaccensis (wild Malaysian banana) is the source of this 1372-nucleotide messenger RNA. RefSeq lists its product as uncharacterized. The record is from RefSeq and is a predicted model, not a curated record. NCBI's taxonomy places the organism in Eukaryota, Viridiplantae, Streptophyta, Magnoliopsida, Zingiberales, Musaceae.
GCCUCUUUCUCGUGUGGUUCAUCGGGCACGCAGGAUCGGGAGAACGAAACAAUGCUGGCUGGCGGUUUUCUCCCUUCUCCAUUCCCAGCUUUCUCUCGGUCGCCUCCUCUUCCUUAUGCUCUUUCAAGAAAUUGUCUCCGAUCAUGUAACAGCCGGCAUGUGCUCUCCCACUGCGCCCAAAACCGCGGCAGCAGCAGGACAUGUAUUGCGACCCGUGCUGCCGUUUCGAGAGGAGAAGAUGAUGAUGAAGAAAAGGAAGGAGAAGGGGAUGGGCGUUCUCCCGGAGCGGCGAAGGGGUCGGGGACGUCAGCACGAGGGAGGCGGCUGCUUAAAGUGAGGGAGGAGAAGCGCAAGAGGGAGUACGACCGCAUCCUCAACUACCCCUCCUGGGCCAAGAUAUUAGAGAAUGCAUGCAAAGAUGAUGCUGAACUUCGUGCAGUUCUUGGGGAUAGCAUUGGGAACCCAGAGUUGAUGAGAAAGAGGGUUGAGGAAAGAGUUCGGACAAAAGGUAGAGACUUUCGCAAGUCGAAGACAGGAUCUGUUCUUGCUUUCAAAGUUAGCUUUAGAGAUUUUAAUCCUUUAGACUCAUUCAUAUGGUUUGAACUUUAUGGUGCUCCAUCAGAUCGUGAUGUUGACCUUCUUGGUAGUGUUAUUCAGUCAUGGUAUGUUAUGGGGCGUUUGGGAGCUUUUGACUCUUCAAAUUUACAGUUGGCCAACUCAUCCAUGGACUACAAUCCAUUGUACGACUCUGAUAAAGCUGUUCAAUCAAUGUCUUCAUCCUUCCAUGAUAUUGGUGAUGUUGAAUUUCAGGACAACUGGGGCAGGGUUUGGGUUGAUCUUGGAACUUCUGAUUUCUUUGCUGUGGAUGUAUUGCUUAAUUGCCUUACUGUAUUGAGCUCAGAAUACUUGGGUAUCCAACAAGUGGUAUUCGGUGGGCGACGUAUGGGCGACUGGGAAGAGGGCAUGAUGAGCGCAGAGUACGGAUACAAGCACUUCAAAAUUUGAGAUGAAACAACACAAAGAAGCUGAAGUACAGAUGAAAGAGUUUCACGAUGUGACUUUAUAUCAGAAUCUCAAUUUCUCAGGCUAGCCAAUCCUUUUGAAGCUGCCUAGUGGGAAGACCAUACGGAAAUCAGAUGAGAAUAAAGACCAACUAUUUUAACAAUCUGUUCUUUCUUGUGAAGCAUGCUCAAGGAAUAGCAGAGUCGAGCUUAAUUGGAUCAGGGAGAGGCAGGGCUGUAAGACUUGCUUUUACAUGGAAGCUGCAGUACAGAUUGUGUUGCAUUUUGCUACGAUAGUGCAAACAAUUUACUGUACACAAAUUUGGCACUGUAUUGAACGUUUGAAAGCACCGCCUCUAGUUUUAAUUUGG